Molecule: messenger RNA, 3797 nt
Organism: Amphimedon queenslandica
Lineage: Eukaryota; Metazoa; Porifera; Demospongiae; Haplosclerida; Niphatidae
Product: adhesion G-protein coupled receptor G6-like
Exons: 20
Coding region: 292-3771 (1159 amino acids)
Biological process (GO): G protein-coupled receptor signaling pathway; cell surface receptor signaling pathway
Cellular component (GO): membrane
Molecular function (GO): G protein-coupled receptor activity
Source: RefSeq, a predicted model, not a curated record
GAGUAUGGUCAACUUAUAAUAACAAAUGCAUCACCAUCAGAUGCUGGAGAAUACACUUGUACUGUCAGUAAUGUACAUGGAGUAGCUAACAUCACAGUUAUAUUGGAUGUACUAGUACCUCCUGUACUUCAGUAUCAGCCCAAGAGUGAACCUCCAUAUGUUGAUUGUAGUUAUAAUAUUUCUAUCAGAGUUACCAGCAUACCAAAUCCUCCAGUUAAUUCUUCAAGUAUAGCAUUUAAAAGGAUUGACAAUGAAAGUUUGUCUCAAGUUGACAUAAUUUAUGAUGAAUCAAUGAGACUGGUUAAUAUUUCAUUCACUAAUAUCAGUGUUAGUGAUACUGGAACUUACCAACUGACUGUAAAGAAUUUAGCUGGAGAAGACACUGUUGAUAAUAUCUCAUUAAAUGUCAAAGCUCUUCCACUUAUUUUUACUUCUUCGAGAAGCAUUUUAUUGAAUGAGAGUGAAUCUACAUUAUUAGAAUGUAAAGCUGAUGGUUUGCCUCCUCCUUCUAUCACAUGGCUAGCAAACAGACGACAGAUUGGAGGAUUGAGUAGUACGUUUACUAUCACUACAGUAGCAACUGAUAGUGUUAGACAAGAUGUGCCUACUUUUACUAGUAGGCUAAAUGCUACUGAUCUACUUCCAACUCAUAAUGGUAGCUAUGAGUGUGUGGUUGAGAACCAGGAAGGAACAGCAAGAAUACAGUACAACAUUUCAGUAAUACCAAAGAAUUUCUGUGUAUCCAAUCCAUGCAGAAAUGGAGGGACUUGCUCCAGUGGAACUAGCAGUUACCGUUGCUUCUGUACUGAACAAUGGACUGGAAAAAACUGUGAUAAACCUGCAACUCCACCAGCAGAGCCAUAUUUUUUUGCAAGUUACAAUAGAACAUUUUAUCAUGAGUUUGGAAGCACUGUGCUACUCUCUUGUCCAGUGACAGGGUAUCCUCAACCAAACAUAAUCUGGUUUAAGGAUGAUGUGUUGUUGGUCGGUGCCAUAACUGAGGAUUAUGAAAUCAAAAAGCUUGACUUAAACACCAGAGGGAUUUAUCGAUGUGAAGCAACCAAUGAGCUUGGAAGCAUAAAAUCUGAUAACAUGACUGUAAAAAUAAAAGGAUUGGUACAAUAUCUGAUUACUGUUAAAUUUUCUAAAGAAUUCAUUGAUAAUUUUUUUGGGCAUGAAACACGUAGGAGACGACAAGAUGAUGAUGAUACUUAUAAAGCAACAGAAGAACGUUUAAAUGCACUCAUUGGAAGAGUUGAGAGUGAUCUUAUGGUUUUAUUGAAAGAAAACAACUCAUUAGUUUUUGAAUUUGUCAGCAUGGUGCAUCAUGGCAUUGCUACGUCACUAUUGCAGCCUAUACAACUGUUACUCACAAUUUUGUCUGAUACUGGUGGGUCUGAUCUAUUAAAAUCAAUAGUGGAAGAUUCCUUUAAUAAACUGAAGCAAAAACUGGCAAUGGCUUUUGAAACUGAUGGUAAUCCAUUUAGCAGCACUGUUGCAAGAUUUGAUGGUUGUACUCCAGCGACUACAGUAAUUCCUUCACCAAAUGGUGAUCCUAAUUUGGAUUUUGCCUUCCCUUGGCCAGAAACUGACUUAUCUCAAUUAAUAACACUGAGAUGUCCGUGUGGACCAGAGGGCUUCGAUAUUGGAGUGAUAAGAAAUGCAACAAGGAAAUGCGGUGGAAACUUUGAGAAUGGGGCAGUCUGGGAAUCACCAAUUGAUGAAGCAUGUAAUUUCAGUACUAGUGCAAGGGAGCUGUGUGCAUUGGCAUCAUUGGAGGAACCUGUUGAAGUCUUGACUGGUCUAGACAACAUAACUGCUUCCACUGAAGAUAUUGGAUCACUAGAACUCUCAAUCUCUACAGUGUUUGUUGAAAACUUAACAACAAUAGUCAGGGGAGAUAGAACAUUUACAGAAACUUUCUUAACUGUGACAGACAAUUUGUUAAGCAUUAAUGAAAAUGCUAUCAUUGAGAGCAACGAAGAAGCAAGGACAUCUGGAAGAUUGUUGCAAUCCUUUGAAGGAGUGGUAGAUGACAUUCCUGUCAAAUCAACCGAUAAGAAUACAAUUAUACUUCGUACAAAAUUUGCAGUGACUGUUCAAGAACUGAACACUAACAGUUUUGAUGAUGAUGAUAGUCUAAUAUUUAGUGUUACUAACAACACGAAGAAUUUCAGUUCUGCCAAUUCUGUUUCUUUCUCUGAUGAUUUGAAUGAUCCCAGUGGCCAAAUAGUUAUUCCUGGCUCAAUUUUAAUGAAUGUCACUUUGAAUUCUACUGUGCGUCUGACACAGACUGCCUUUGACACUGAUGCUUUGUUUUUGCGUCGAAAUUCACUUCUAAUGAAAUAUUCCUAUCUUCAAGUUGGUAGCAUUCUGGUCUCAGCAAGUUUUGUUGAUUACAAUAUCAGUAACCAAGAAGAUUUGAUUAAUAUUACUAUGAAAAAAGACAAGAUUCAUCAUAUAAAUGCCAUAUGUUCAUAUUGGAACUAUACAGCUGAUGAUUACUAUGGGAAUUGGUCCAAUUAUGGCUGCAGUGUACUUUAUGAAGAUUCAGAUAUUGUUAUCUGUGGCUGCAACCAUCUAACAACCUUUGCAUUGCUACUGGAUGUAUCUCCAGAAGAUGACCCUAAUAGACCACCACCUUUUACAGAGUUUGCUACAGCAUUAACCUUUAUUGGUUGUGCCGUAUCAAUAUUAUGUCUUGUACUGAUUAUACUCACUUACUCCAUUGAAAAGCGUUUAAGGAACACAAACAAUGGAAAGCUACUCAUCAACAUGUCAUGUGCUUUGGUUGGUUUGUACGUUUCUUUCAUUCCUGCAUCAUAUGCAGCACCAAUUGAAGAACUUUGUGUGGUUGUGGGUGCUUUCCUCCACUACUUCUCUCUUGCCACGUUUCUUUCUAUGGCGUCUGAAGCUACUAUACUUUAUGUAGAACUUGUUAAAGUCUUUGCUAGUGGUAAAGGCAAUAUGAUCAUGAAAGCAAUCCUGGUAACAUGGGUGACACCAUUUUUUCUUGUGGUACUUACUCUUGCUCCUGAUUACAAGAAUUAUGUGUAUGACCGACUCUGCAGACCGAAAGAUUGGCAAUACUGGAUUGGAUAUAUAGGGCCUUUCUCUGUAAUUUACAUAUAUAAUUGGAUCAUGUUCCUCAUAAUCAUUAUCUCACUCAGUAAACAGCAGUGCAAAAUGAAAUCACAGACUGGCAAUGCAAACCUGGGGUCUACAACAGCUAAACAGCUCAUGCUAAUGAUAACUCUGAGUGUCCUGUUUGGUCUAGGCUGGGGCCUUGGUUUAGCGUCUACCUCGAAAUUUCCUAUUCAGUGGCUCAGAUAUUCAUUCGAAGUAGCAUUCAUCAUAGCAGUAACAUUUCAAGGACUUUUUAUAUUCAUCUUGUACGGGAUUAAAGUAGUGAAGGUCCGGAAGACGUGGCUCAAGUGGUUUUAUCUUGUCACGGUUCAACGUGAAAAAGCUCAAAAAGUCGAAUACUCAUUGAAGAGCACGUCAUACUCUAUGAGACAAUCAAGCAAGAAACUCAAAGCAAUGACUUAUAGCUUGGGAACGUAUGACAGUGGCAAUGUUGAACUAAAGAAAGUCAAUCAUCAAUCACAAUUCAAUUCCAUGUCGCCUUCUCCAGAACCAGCCGAUAAACCGGCCAUCACAGACUCAACUGUUAAAAAGCUCUUAAUACUCGAAGAAGGGAAGCUAAAAACAGAAAAAUUAGCAAACGGUUGCAAGUCAGAAGAUUUGGACAAUAAAUCAGGUCAAGCUUAAGACUAAAUCACUUUUAUAUAACUCAU